This is a messenger RNA of Linnemannia hyalina, 1290 nucleotides long. The record is from the annotation of a GenBank genome assembly. Lineage: Eukaryota; Fungi; Mortierellomycota; Mortierellomycetes; Mortierellales; Mortierellaceae.
AUGCAGAGUACAAGCAAAGAGCUGGCCACCCUUGAUUUGCCGCUUCGAGUUCUUCACCUGGAAGUGGAGCUUGCAGCCAUGUUGACGUCGACCGAUAUGAUGAAGCUUUUCCUCACCAGUCCUUUGCUCUCUGAGCUGAAGAUCACGCUCCCCGCCAGGGCAGAGAUCGAUGCAGUGUAUGAGAUACUGAUAAGGACGGCAGCGAGCGGUGAGCGAUUGGAAACCUGGAUGAUCAAGUCGAACGACGGUUAUGCGAUAUCGAGUCGGUUGGAAGGAUUCAGCCAAGUCGACGAACAGGACAAUCAAGCAUCGCGAGAAGUAGAGACAGUCGAGCUUCAAGUCUCAGGAUCUCAGUGGCCUCUUUGUUUCCGUAGCUCUCAUAUGUCGAGACUGAUGGUAUCGCUUGGACCCAAAGGCGUCGACAACAGCGUCAGCGGGAUGCUCGGCAUUCUGUCGUUGGCGGAUCGACAGUUUUCCCGUUUGAGCUACCUGAAGCUCACCUGCCCGAUCAACAACUUUUUCGACUACUUGAGGGGCGUCGUAGCGAUUAGGACGGUGACUCAAUUCGACCUUCAGGACUCCACUUCCAACAGAACCAUUCUUUCGUCUACUUUCGGCGCUGCUCCCGUUGUCAUUGCCUUCCUCUCCGAAAUCUCGACUGGGGAUUUUCUCAGCACCUUCAGAGGUAUCUUCUCAGCGUAUCACUUGAAGGUGGAGAUCGGUUUGUACGAGGGAGAGCAACCGGAGUUCAACGUUUCACUGGAUCGUCGCGCUGAGGAUGAGGAUAACAUAUUUGGACGAGUUGUGCUGGAUGCUAGGAGGGUGUCGUGCAAAGAAGUGCUGGAGUUGUUGGACGUCAUCGGUAGCAUGGGAAGAGUCAAUGGUGGUUUGGUACUCCUAUUCAAGUGGUGGACCGAGCGCACUUCCAGCACAGGACGGGAUGACGAAAAGGGUGGAGAGCAGCAAGCGAUUACCGACGAUAUUUUAGGCGACAGCGAGACCAUGGUCGUGUUGGUCAGGUUGUUGGCCUGGAGAGUUACCGAGUUCGACAUGAAUUAUGAGACUAUGAUGGCACUGGUUCCUUUGGUAAAGGCAGAGGUUGAAAGAGAAUACUUUGGGUGGUUGAAACCCUUCUCACUUCUCCGUCACUACAAUGUCGACUGCGCGGACGAGACUUUGCGAUCGGACUUUCUAAAGUUCCAGUCGCUAAUCCCUAAGCACGCCAAAGGCUCGUUCUGCGAUCCGAAGUCCGUCUUGCGUCGACAUAACCUAUCAUCCUCCGAGGUCUAG